AUGCAGGUCUUCGUGAAGAUGGGCCAGCCGCUGGGAUGGCAGGCGGUGGAGGUCGACCCGUACGACACGGUGGCGGCCAUCAGGGAGAAGCUCACGGUCAAGGUCGGGCUGCCCCUGCCUUGGCACAAGAUGAGAGUGAAGAAGUUCUUCCUGGGCUACUUGAAGGACGGUGUCCCCCUGGUGGAGCAGGGCCUUUACCAUGGGGCUCAAUUGGACCUAGCACCAAUCAUGGGAGGCGGGAGAGGUGACGGCGGGCUGGCAGGCGCGGAAUCCAGGGACUGCGAUCUGGCGUUGCACGAGACAAGAAAAGCGGCCAAGGUGAACCCAAUCGAGGAGAGUUGUGCAAGUUGGAGUCGCAGUCAGCUCUCUGGGGAGCAACUGGAGCCGCCCUGUCUCUGUGAUGUGCCUCUCACCUUUCGCAACAAAGAGACCAAAGGGCUGGUGCACAAGUCCCUGCCACAGUCAUUGGACCACAUCAGCAACCUGAGGCAUGUUGUGGACUUGAAGCUGACAGCAAACUCAACGAACUUCCUGGCAGCAAACGGAGAGAGCUACAUGCACACAAAAGAGCAGCUGCUUCAGUUCCCAGUGACAGAACUGGGCUCCACUGGUGAGCUUGGCUUUUCAGCUCUGUGCAACACUGGACGUUUUGUGGGCCAAGAGUCCGAGAACAAACACCCUGAGGUUAUUGAAGGCUGCAAGGGAUGUGGCUCGGACAAGGAGGACCUCAUGCAAAUCAAUGGGGGACAGGAGGAGCUGCCUGCACUGAAGAAGCACUUGAUGUAUCGGGGUCCGGCAGAAGAGGUAAAGAAGGGGAAGAAGCGCACUGUAGAAAAUGCAGACCAGCAACAAACGCAGCAUGAGAGCUUGGAGCCUAAGAAAGUGAGGGUGACAAAUUUUGCUCCCCUGCUGGCUUCGAAGGACGUCUAUGCAUCGAUCUUCAGCUCCACACGACCUUGUGUUGGCCAGGCGCACAGGUGCUGCACUGCGGGUGCAAGGGGCGCCAACCUGCCUCGGCCAGACACCCCCGCUUGUGGUACAUGGCUGACGUGA
Messenger RNA from Ostreobium quekettii, 1053 nucleotides. Lineage: Eukaryota; Viridiplantae; Chlorophyta; Ulvophyceae; Bryopsidales; Ostreobiaceae. The record is from the annotation of a GenBank genome assembly.